CCUCCUCCUCCUCCUCCUCUCCGUGCGCCACAGCGCGGCCAUGGUGGACUCUCCCAGCGAGAUGAAGAAGACCUUCUCGGUGCCGGAGAUCAAACCUCUGGACCAGUACGACCUGAGCCGGGCCAAGAUCUGCGCCAGCGUGCGGUGGCUGCUGUCCAAAUCCUACGGCUCUGCAGAAAACGUCCCGGUGGAGCUGCGAGACCCGCUGUACAAGGACCAGUAUGAACAGGAGCACCUCAAGCCGGCAGUCUCCAAGCUGCUCCUCUCCCCGGAGAUCUACUGCCGGGUCCAGGCCCUGCUGGCCCGGACGCAUGGCGUCUCCCCGCCGGCGUCGCAGGACUCCCCCGCCGACAACUCCGCCCUGCUGCAGCUCCUCAUCAAGAAAGGCUUCACCCCAAAGGUGCAGGACGUCGACGUGACGGAGGAGGACCUCAGCAAGAGUCCCAUCAAAACGAACGCCCACCUCGCCCUCAUGGACUCACUGAUGUCCCUGGCUGCUAAGGAGACGGUGGGCCAGGUGAAGAUGGCGGCCGAGGCCGAGCAGAUGGGCGUCCUGACUCCGUGGGAGAACGCUCUGUUCUUCUGGGUCAACAGGUUGAACCAGAAGCUGAGAGAAAACACAGACGAAGAAGAGCCUCCCAAAUCACAGACGUGCACAGACCUGCAGCCGGCUCAGGAUUCGUGUCAGUCCACCCGCUGGUACUGGAAGCUAGUCCCCCAUGCUAUCGCUUUUUGUUUGAAGGAGUCGGGGAAUAAGCCGCAAGUGAUCCGCUACAGGAAGGACAAAGUGAACUCGAAGCUGACUCCUACUUUCCCUCUGAUUUCUGCGGUCAAAGAUCUUUCUAAUGGCUGCGCAGUAGCUGCUGUGAUACACUUCUACUGCCCGAGCUUGCUGCCUCUGGAGGACGUGUGUCUGAAGGAUACCAUGUCUGUGACUGAUAGUCUCCACAACUUGCAGCUGAUCAAAGAGUUUUGCAGCAGCAGCCUGCAGAGCUGCUGCCUCCUGGCUGUGGAAGACCUGCUUUACGCUCCACCAGCUUUGCACCUGAACAUCAUGAGCUUCGUGGCCGAGCUGCUGGAGUGGUUUGAAGUCAAGAAGCCUGAUUUCGUCCAGCCCACACAGCCCAUUGACCUCACAGAUAUCUCGGGAUUUCUUGACUGUACAAGUCCAGUCAGUGGGAACAAUCACAGUGGCUCUCCUUCCUACAUCAUGAAACAACCUUUUGUGCCCAUUUCAUCGCCAGUGUCACCAGAAAAUAAAAGUUGGACCAAGAAACAGAUCAGUCGUCCUCUGUCAGCAGUGACUUUCAGCAUCCCAUUUGGCCUGGACAGUGAUGUUGACAUUGUCAUGGGAAAUCCAAUAGAUUCUGUCUUUCGCUCUGUCAGCACUGACAGCCUCAGCACUGGCAUCCCUGCAAUGACUUCCCCCGUGGCGUCGGCAGGGAUGACCCGCGUCCCGUACAGCCCUCCGGAGGACCUCAGUCACCUGGUCAGCGCUUCAGCCCCAUCGCAGCGCUCUUCCUGGGGCCCGUAUGCACACACGGCGCCGCUAGGAGAGCUGCCAACUAUUGAGGAGGCGUUGCAGGUGGGAUACAUGGCCAGCAGCAAAGACCAGAAGAAGGGACGGACGGUAGAGAAGGGUGGCCGAGGUGCCACCAGGCCAGAGCCCAGGCUGCGUCCUGAGGGAGCUCCUGCAGGUUUCUUUCUGCACUCUCCUCAAGACGAUAAUCCCCAGCUCAGCAGCUCGGCCCCCUGUCGGACCGGAGUCCUCUUUCGGCCAGUUGGGGGAGAGGGAGGGGAUAGAGAGAGGCAAGGGCGGGGAGAGAGGAGGGAGAGAACUGGACGGAGCUCGGAUAUGUCACGGGACGAUGACUCUGUCCUUCGAGACGGUAGUGUCGACUCCUCCGAAGCAUCAGACGAUGUGCCAAGAAACGCCCCUGGAAAUAUGCGACCUAACAAUGGCCGCCAGGGAAACCACAGCACGAGCAACAGUCCACGCAUGACGAGCUUUGCCGAACGGCGAGACAACCGUCGAAGACAACCUGCCGCUCCUGGGGAGGAGUCUUCUGCCCCGACCCCAACAACUCCAGGAACUCCACACACUCCCUCCACCCCAGCCGGAGCACCCGGACGCCAAGACAGCCCCGGUCCAAGAGGCCCGGAACCCGGUUCUGAGGCCUGGGAGCUGGGAGCUCGUCUCGAAGAGAAACGCAAAAGCAUUGAGGCCCAAAAAAGACGCAUCGAAGCCAUUUUUGCCAAACACAGACAGAGGCUUGGAAAAACUGCAUUCCUUCAGCUGCAAAGAGAACAAGGAGAAGGAGGAGGAGAGGGAGCAGAGGACAGCAUGACCCUGGACGAGCGUCUCACUCGCAUGGAGGAACAACUGAAAAAGGAGGAAGAGAAAGAACAGAAGGAGAAGGAUGGAGAGAAGGACAAAGAGCAGCCCUCAGUUUCCAAUCCUCGGUUAGAGAAGCAGGUCACAUUCUCCAUCGACAGCAAGAAAGAGCCAGAGAAAGAGAAAGGGGCAGAGAAACCAAAUGAAACGGUCAUCGUGGAAUACAAUGAAGUGGUGCAGAAACUAAGCGAGGCUCUGCAGUCGCUGCAGAAAGACAUGCAAAAGCUGACGGAGCAGCAACAACAGCUCAUGACCAACCAAAGACCUAAGAAUACACCCAAGCCCGCAGUAAAAGCUACACCUCGAGGUCAUACCAAGACGCCACCAAGAACCCCUCCUCACACACCGACAAAGACUCCACCACGAACACCAACGAAGACUCCCACCAGGAGCACCAGCAAGGCUUGGGUGAUUCCUGCGAGUUCCAAUACUCCUCCGGCUUGUUCCCCCUCCCGGCGUUCUCACGUUCUUUCCUCAUCCGCCUCUCCUAAAACCGUCAUGUCUUCCUCCUGCCCUGCUCCCCGGACAAAGAUUCAUACUUCCUCCACUCCCCGCAGCCCCAAAAACCACUCGCGUCUACAGCAUCAGCCCCACCCUCGGCCCUCCGAACUCAAGUUUCCGCCCCUUAAUCGUGUCUUGACGCCCACUCAGAAUGUCGACACGUUGCCCCAUUUGAGGCGCGUGUCCCCCAGCAAGUGUCAUUUACAGACUUCCUCUACCUUCCGCAUCGGUGGACCCAGAACCCCUCAGGAGCCUCCUCAGCUCGCCCUGCAGCCACAGCCGGAGGAGAGCACCUCCGACACAGGCUCCAGUGAGACGCCCACCCAGUUUAGCCUGGAAUUAGAUCAGGAGGAUGGAGAGACCGUUGGCGGACUACCAGUCUUGCCGCAGCCAAAACAGGACCGGCCGAGGGCUGCUGGUGGCAGCAGCUCGGGCGCUCCUUCUGAAUGUUCCUUUGAAAGUGAGACUUUAUCCUUAUCUGCUGCGUACAGCACAGGAGGAGAAGGAGGGAAGGGUGGAGGUGCAGGGAAGCUCUGCAGCCUCAUCAAUGAGUCCUUAUCGUCACUCGGAGGCCCUGAGGGGGGCAGUGACGAACCAACCGAUGAGGCGCAGGAGUUUUCCUCCGAUUCCAUGAGUGACCACACAGAAUCUGCAAUGGAAGCAGCCAAGGAAACGGCUGCUGAACCUUUAGAUCCAAUAGAGCGACUAAAUCUGGCAACAGAAGAGAAUGACGUGCCAGAACAACGAGACGAAAGACAGACCGAGACUUCGGAAAUAACCAGAGAGCAAAAUGAAGUGGAAACUAGAGGCGGAAUCGGGUUCUUCUUUAAGGAGGAUGGGCACAGCGAAGAUGAGAUGGCUCAGCGUAGAGCGCUGCUUUUGGAAAGGCAGCAGAAAAGAACCGAAGAGAUUAAAAGGAGGAGACAGUGGCAUGAGCAAGACAGAGAAAACAGACCUGCUUCGACAGAAAAACGAACGGCAUCUCCAUGCAACACGCCCCCUAGAGGUACGACCUCACCCUCACCCACACCUCCGGCCACCCCAGGGCGCCGCGGAGAGUUCACACGUGGCGAGUACGCUCGACGGCAGCAACUCCGAAUCAUGGAUGACCUGGACAAAGUGCUGAAGCAGAAAUCGACCAAUCCGGGGCGGCCUGCCAAUAAGAAAACCCGCUCUAGGCCUCGCAGCAUGACCAGGGAGGAAACACAGCUCUCUCUGAGCCCUGCCAAGGGAGCAACGGGUGGAUCAAAGUUGACAAAGAUUUACUCUCACUCCUCACUCAACCUGGCGGCCACCAAUGAGCCCGGAAGCAAAGGAAGUGAGUCCGCUAAGAAAACACAGAACAACCGCCCAGACUCUCCUUCAAAAUGUGUGACGCCAAGCAGACUAAUCAAUCAGAAUGGAGAUAAGGACUCGGACAGUGGCUCCAAUGGAACCUCGCCUGCUCCAGAAUACACAGGUCCAAAACUCUUCAAGGAACCAAGCUUCAAGUCUAACAAAUUCAUUAUACACAAUGCUCUGUCUCGCUGCUGUCUUGCCGGGAAGGUCAACGAAACACAAAAGAACAAGAUAGUUGAGGAGAUGGAGAAGAGUCCCGCCAACCACUUCCUCAUCCUCUUCCGGGAUUCCAGCUGUCAGUUCAGAGGCGUCUACACCAUGAAUCCCGACUCCCAGGAGCUGGUGCGGUUGACCGGCGUGGGCCCGCGGACAGUCAGCUCCACCCAGGUCGAGUCCAUCUACAAAUACAGCUCAGACAGGAAGCAGUUUAGUGCCAUCCCCUCCAAAACCAUGGGCAUGAGCGUGGACGCCUUCACCAUCCCCGGCCACCUGUGGCAAGGAGGCGCCGGAGGAGCGGGAGGAGGAGGGAGCAGAAGGGCGAGCAUUACAAAGAAGGCAGUCAUUUCCAAGUGA
Molecule: messenger RNA, 4807 nt
Organism: Salarias fasciatus (jewelled blenny)
Lineage: Eukaryota; Metazoa; Chordata; Actinopteri; Blenniiformes; Blenniidae
Product: calmodulin-regulated spectrin-associated protein 3-like
Exons: 19
Coding region: 41-4807 (1588 amino acids)
Biological process (GO): negative regulation of microtubule depolymerization; cytoplasmic microtubule organization; neuron projection development
Cellular component (GO): microtubule minus-end
Molecular function (GO): spectrin binding; calmodulin binding; microtubule minus-end binding
Source: RefSeq, a predicted model, not a curated record